AAACAUAUACACACCCGAGUUUCCCGGAUGUUGCCGUUAUCUCGCUCUCUAUCUCCCUCUCCUCUCCUCUCUCAGUUCAUCUCCCUUGACCGGACAGUGCACUCGUCCCUCCCUCGUUCUGACCCAAGCAGCAUCAUGGCUGCUGUGAUUUUUUUCACCCUGAUCUAUAUAGUGUGUGGGAUCUGGAGGCCGACUGUAGCUUCGUAUUACAAGGAGUGUGCCGCAGACCAGGCAGGCGAGGUGAUCAACGGACGCAUCGAGUGUAUGUUCACUGGUUGUAGACUCAAAUGCAAUUCCGGAUAUAAGCUUCAAGGCAAAAGGAAGAUUUACCUCACGUGCAACCAGGAGACGGGGCAAUUUAUGCACGACGGCCAACCUUGGCGUCAGUCCGCUCCCAGCUGUGUCCCUAACUGCAAAAAGGGGUGCCAGAAUGGGGGCACUUGCAUAGCCCCAAGCCAGUGCCAGUGUAACCUUGGCUACAAGGGCAAGUACUGCGAGGUGAAAGAGUGCCCUGAGCCUUCGUUCCCGGACGCACAGGCUAGUUUUACCCGCAUUGACGACGAACUGCAUGUGGAGUGCCACGAAGGAUACGUUCUUCCCCCAGGCACGGUACUUGGAGGAGUGACACUCUGCAGGGACGGUGCCUGGGACCUCCCGGACGACUUCAGGUGUCAGCCUACUUGCAUAGAUGGGUGCCAGAACGGUGGCACUUGCAUAGCUCCGAGCCAGUGCCAGUGUAGCCCUGGGUACAAGGGCAAGAACUGCGAGACGAGAGAGUGCCCUGAGCCUUCAUUCCCGGACGCACAGGCUACCUUUGCACGCACUGACGACGACGGACUGCGAGUGGAGUGCCACGAAGGAUACGUUCUUCCCCCGGGCACGACGUCUGGAGGAGUGGCAUCCUGCAAGGAUGGUGCCUGGGACCUCCCGGUCGAUUUCAGGUGUCAGCGUAAGUUCCAGCCUCUUUCAGAAUUUUUCUAUAUCCAUAACUAUGACCCUCACAUCGCGCGUGAAGUCCGCCUGAGCGAGCAAUGUGCGGGCCUAAGAUGGAGAGCCUCUGCUGAUGUCAUGAAGGCUUACCGCUCUGGGUACAAGGGCAAGAACUGCGAGACGAGAGAGUGCCCUGAGCCUUCAUUCCCGGACGCACAGGCUACCUUUGCACGCACUGACGACGACGGACUGCGAGUGGAGUGCCACGAAGGAUACGUUCUUCCCCCGGGCACGACGUCUGGAGGAGUGGCAUCCUGCAAGGACGGUGCUUGGGACCUCCCGGUCGAUUUCAGGUGUCAGCCUAACUGCAUAAAUGGGUGCCAGAAUGGAGGCACUUGCAUAGCUCCAAGCCAGUGCCAGUGUAGCCCUGGGUACAAGGGCAAGAACUGCGAGGAGAGAGAGUGCCCUGAGCCUUCAUUCCCGGACGCACAGGCUACCUUUGCACGCACUGACGACGACGGACUGCGAGUGGAGUGCCACGAAGGAUACGUUCUUCCCCCUGGCACGGCGCCUGGAGGAGUGGCACUCUGCAAGGACGGUGCCUGGGACCUCCCGGACGACUUCAGGUGUCAGCCAAACUGCAUAAAAGGGUGCCAGAAUGGGGGCACUUGCAUAGCUCCGAGCCAGUGCCAGUGUAGCCCUGGGUACAUGGGCAAGAACUGCGAGGCGAGAGAGUGCCCUGAGCCUUCAUUCCCGGACGCACAGGCUAGCUUUAACCGCACUGACAACGAACUGCAAGUGAAGUGCCACGAAGGAUACGUUCUUCCCUCAGGCACAGUGCCCGGAGGAGUGGCACCCUGCAAGGACGGUGCCUGGGACAUCCCGGAUCACUUCAGGUGUCAACUAAAAGCUUCAUAUGAACAUGAUUAUGACUGUUAUAGUAAUACUCUCCCAAGAUUAUUACACAUAAAGAUGACGGACACUCUCCGAAGCCAGUGCCAGUGUAGCCCUGGGUACAAGGGCAAGAACUGCGAGGCGAGAGAGUGCCCUGAGCCUUCAUUCCCGGACGCACAGGCUACCUUUGCACGCACUGACGACGACGGACUGCGAGUGGAGUGCCACGAAGGAUACGUUCUUCCCUCUGGCACGGCGCCUGGAGGAGUGGCACUCUGCAAGGACGGUGCCUGGGACCUCCCGGACGACUUCAGGUGUCAGCCAAACUGCAUAAAAGGGUGCCAGAAUGGGGGCACUUGCAUAGCUCCGAGCCAGUGCCAGUGUAGCCCUGGGUACAUGGGCAAGAACUGCGAGGCGAGAGAGUGCCCUGAGCCUUCAUUCCCGGACGCACAGGCUAGCUUUAACCGCACUGACAACGAACUGCAAGUGAAGUGCCACGAAGGAUACGUUCUUCCCUCAGGCACAGUGCCCGGAGGAGUGGCACCCUGCAAGGACGGUGCCUGGGACAUCCCGGAUCACUUCAGGUGUCAACCUAUCUGUGUAAAUGGGUGCCAAAAUGGAGGCACUUGCAUAGCUCCAAGCCAGUGCCAGUGUAGCCCUGGGUACAAGGGCAAGAACUGCGAGGAGAGAGAGUGCCCUGAGCCUUCAUUCCCGGACGCACAGGCUACCUUUGCACGCACUGACGACGACGGACUGCGAGUGGAGUGCCACGAAGGAUACGUUCUUCCCCCUGGCACGGCGCCUGGAGGAGUGGCACUCUGCAAGGACGGUGCCUGGGACCUCCCGGACGAAUUCAGGUGUCAGUCAAACUGCAUAAAAGGGUGCCAGAAUGGGGGCACUUGCAUAGCUCCGAGCCAGUGCCAGUGUAGCCCUGGGUACAUGGGCAAGAACUGCGAGGCGAGAGAGUGCCCUGAGCCUUCAUUCCCGGACGCACAGGCUAGCUUUAACCGCACUGACAACGAACUGCAAGUGAAGUGCCACGAAGGAUACGUUCUUCCCUCAGGCACAGUGCCUGGAGGAGUGGCACUCUGCAGGGACGGUGCUUGGGAUCUCCCAGACGACUUCAGGUGUCAGCCUAACUGCUUAAAUGGGUGCCAAAAUGGAGGCACUUGCAUAGCUCCGAGCCAGUGCCAGUGUAGCCCUGGGUACAAGGGCAAGAACUGCGAGGCGAGAGAGUGCCCUGAGCCUUCAUUCCCGGACGCACAGGCUACCUUUGCACGCACUGACGACGACGGACUGCGAGUGGAGUGCCACGAAGGAUACGUUCUUCCCCCUGGCACGGCGCCUGGAGGAGUGGCACUCUGCAAGGACGGUGCCUGGGACCUCCCGGACGACUUCAGGUGUCAGCCUACCUGUGAGCGCCCGGGCUGUCAGAAUGGCGGACGAUGCGUGGCACCGAACCAGUGCCAGUGUGAAGACCAGUUCACGGGCGAACACUGCCAGGUGCGACGUUGUGAAGAGCCCCAGGUCAGGGCCAUCAGUGCCAAUCUGACAGUUAAUGAGACGCACCUAACGGCAGAGUGCGAACCCGGGCAUGCGUUUCCACACGGUGGCACUGUGGCAACGCUGCAUUGCCAGGACGGAGAGUGGCACUCUGAAGAGCGGGUCGUCGCUGCCAACAGCACUCUGGAGUGUACCCCUCAGGAAACGCCGUGUUACUACCCGUCUAAGACCUUCAACAACACGAUCAUGGAAGGGGAUCUCUUCAGCCACUCGCUGAGGUGUCCGCGAGGGUUCCGGAUGAGGGACGGCAGGGACGGCGUCGCCCUCGUGUGCCUCGAGGAAGAGUGGAUCGUCCGGGGGGAGGGCCCGAUGGCGGACCUCGACCUCAACUGCUAUCCCGUGUGAGGAGAGGCGAGGGCGGGCCGGCGGGGACCAGGGGCGUGUGCCUCGUGCGUAGGGCCGCGCAAGGACGCCCAUGGAGUCAGAAACAGAAAAGCGUGCCUGUUAGUGUUCAACGGCCAGCUUCUCGGAAGUCACUCUAGGUCCUCGAGCAGUUACUUUAUAGUCAUCAGAAGGAAGAAAAUAAAAUACUUAUGAUAAUUUUUUGAAUACCAUUCUAGACAGAAUGGCCGUGGGAAUUAUAGGCAUCCUGCAGAUACAUAGUGAUUUUCGUUGAUACGUUACGAGGAAGGCCAACAAUCUUGAUCUCAAUACCCCAUUAAAGGGGGCAAAAUAUAAUAAAUAUGCAACAAAAAUAUGUUUUUUGAAAUAAGGAGCCUAUCAUUAUCGGAAGCCGAGGCCCCAUGAACAAGGCUUUAGCUUCUACAUACAAUUUACCUGUUGAAAACCACAUAUGUUUGUAGUAUACCUUUCUUGGGUUCUAUCGAUUAUGCUGAAUUGCCUGUCUAAUCUCCACUUUGUUUAACACUUGAUGGGCUCUGAUACCCCCCCUUGGUCGAUCUGAAGGUCUCGCAAUUCAAAAACAAUUCUUUACGCAAGUGUGAAGUAGAACAAGACCCGUUGUAGCAGAGAUCACGGACUCAUGCAAUCAAAGAAAGACCUGGUGUCGUCGUCUAAAUUAACAUGCAAAAUCAGUUAACACUUAACAUGCCAAGUCUUAAUCACUUAAUCUUGAGCACUGCUAACCGUGUAAGUAAAAUAUAGACGUUCAAUUAACAACAAACGACAAGAGGUAUGAGGACAGAAUCACCAGUCCAUUUUAAUCUGUGGAAAGCAAGAAGGCCGCGUUCUUUCUGCCAUCUGUUUAGGGGCAACGAUAUCAUAUUAUCUCAAAUGUUGCGAUGCUGAAAUUAUAUACCCAUCUUUACUAUCAUCGUCGGUUAUGAAAAAGCAAUUCUUAUAUAAUUUUGACAAGAGGUCCUUCUUUUCUGAAGCGAGAGAGUCUUCAGAAAAUCAAGGUCAGAGUUCUGUUCAUCUCGGAUUAAUAAAUUUGCGAAAGUUGA
Molecule: messenger RNA, 4790 nt
Organism: Penaeus indicus
Lineage: Eukaryota; Metazoa; Arthropoda; Malacostraca; Decapoda; Penaeidae
Product: multiple epidermal growth factor-like domains protein 11
Exons: 20
Coding region: 28-3732 (1234 amino acids)
Biological process (GO): anatomical structure development
Cellular component (GO): extracellular region; cell surface
Molecular function (GO): signaling receptor binding
Source: RefSeq, a predicted model, not a curated record